UCAGUGUGGUGAACAUCAGCCUGUCACUUUCAGCCUAGCACGCAACGAAACAGAUCGACGCUGUGAUACUGAGCAACUCACACUCCCAAAGAUGGCUGACACAAACCAACAAAGUCCUCCUCCCCAGCUAGGGCCUGUGCAAUUUUUAAUGAGCAACAAGCUGGAAACUGCAAUGUGGCUUUCACGACUCUUCACUGUCUACUGCUCUGUAAUGUUUAUUCUACCAAUUUUGGGACCCUAUGCAGCAGCGAACUUCUAUCAGCGAGCCUUGUUAGCGAACGCCCUCACCAGUGCCCUUCGCUUGCAUCAAAGACUUCCACGCUUUCAGCUGAGCAGAGCCUUCCUGGCCCAGGCCCUUCAGGAGGACAGCUGCCAUUACCUGCUGUACUCACUCAUACUGGUCAACUCCUACCCCAUCACAAUGAGCAUCUUCCCGGUCUUCCUCUUCUCCUUGCUACAUGCAACUACCUACACAAAGAAAGUCCUUGAUUCUAUGGGCCCCAGCAGCCUGAUGUUCAUCAGAAACCUCCUGGACAAACUGACAUCCAAUCAGCAGAACAUCCUGAAGUUCAUUGCCUGCAAUGAGAUCUUCUUGAUGCCAGCCACUGUUUUCAUGCUCUUCAGUGGUCAGGGGAGCUUGCUGCUGCCUUUCAUUUACUAUCGAUUCCUCACUCUCCGCUACACGUCCAGAAGAAACCCUUACUGCCGCACCUUGUUCACAGAGCUGCGAAUCCUUCUGGAGCACUUCAUUAUGAAGCCCGCCUGCCCCGUCUUCUUCAGGAGGAUGUGCCUCAGCAGUAUCGCCUUCAUCAGCCGUCUCGCCCCCACGGGGGUCUGAUUACACUGCAUAAAAGUUUUGCUUUCUUUUAUGUUGUGUUUUUCCACCAUUUAGGAUGUGACUUAAACUUUGAUGGGGACAGACAUUGCCAUCAACAGAAGGAACUGUUUUUUGAAUGUCAACUUUGCAGUCUGUGCUCCAACUUCUCUAUUUGAGUACAGUUGAAGAGCAGCCAGUAAUGCACUGAAGUCUCAUGGUGAUAUUUCUUUUCCCAUUUCCUUAAUGUGACCUCAUUCAAGCAGUGGACACCCCUCACGUUCACUGACUGGAGCACAGGUAGACAUCAGCUGUGUUCUCUGUGUAAUGGCUGUUAUUUUCCUCUUGUCCUUAUUUAUUCAUGAAGAUUUCUUAUUCUGUGAUGAAACAUUAACAUUCUGAGAUUAGUAACUUAAAUGAAAAUGCUUAUACAUAAUUAAAAAUGUUCUUUUUUAAAUAAUCCUGUUAUGCUUGGAUGGAUGGAGGAUGGAGUUUGUUUCUUUUUUAUGUGUAUCUGAUGCUCUGAUUUGUCUAAAUGCCUAACUUUCAAUGCCAUCAACUCCCUCUUUUAACAGCAUUCACAAUCUAUGUAGAUAUGAUGUCAAAAUGGGGGUUGAAUUUAGAAUCAAGAUAUCUGCUGUAUUUUAUAGAAUAUUUUAAGGUACCAGACAUUUUGCUGUGGGACUUGCUCAAUGCAUGUCAUGCUUCUGAAUGCAUUAUUGACCUUGUCUCUCAGUUUGAAAACUGUUUUGAACUUGCUCCAUUCACUUGUUGCUUUGUAGUUUUCUUGCUCAGUGCAUGCUGAUUUUUUUUCUUCCAUGUUUAAUGUGUUUAUUUGCCUACAGACAAACCACAUUUUUAUGACAAGAAUAAAAUAAUCUCUUAAUUAAACCAAUAAAAUAUUAAAGAACA
Messenger RNA from Chelmon rostratus (copperband butterflyfish), 1726 nucleotides. It is a transcript of the gene tmem33, whose product is annotated as transmembrane protein 33. Gene Ontology annotation, cellular component: endoplasmic reticulum; membrane. Lineage: Eukaryota; Metazoa; Chordata; Actinopteri; Chaetodontiformes; Chaetodontidae. The record is from RefSeq and is a predicted model, not a curated record. Gene Ontology annotation, biological process: endoplasmic reticulum tubular network organization; membrane organization. The coding region runs from base 92 to 838 and encodes 248 amino acids. The transcript is spliced from 8 exons.